Molecule: messenger RNA, 5166 nt
Organism: Electrophorus electricus (electric eel)
Lineage: Eukaryota; Metazoa; Chordata; Actinopteri; Gymnotiformes; Gymnotidae
Gene: snrka
Product: SNF related kinase a
Biological process (GO): intracellular signal transduction; protein phosphorylation
Cellular component (GO): cytoplasm
Molecular function (GO): protein serine/threonine kinase activity; ATP binding
Source: RefSeq, a predicted model, not a curated record
UCCAACAGCGUUUGCACAUUGAUCAGGAACUGUGUGAACGCCGCUAUUGUAAUCUGAAGUGCUGAACUUCAUUCAGCAGGCAUUUUGUUGAACUCCUUAAAUUCUGGAUCGAAUAUCGUGAUCCCAUUAUCUCUGGACAUAUUAAACAUUUUAGUGGUUUUAAUGUUCAGCGGAGUGAGUGGCCAGUGGCAUCAUGGGUUUGCUGUUACCAGCCAGUGUGCUGAAGUGAGCUGGACCCACCCUCGACUAUAAACUACGACCCCUGGGGUUAAGCCCCUCCUCCAGUCCGAGCGAGGGACUAGCAGUCAUGGCGGGCAUCAAGCGCGGCUAUGACGGAAAGAUCGCCGGACUGUAUGACCUGGACAAGACACUGGGCCGUGGGCACUUUGCAGUGGUGAAACUAGCACGCCAUGUCUUCACUGGAGAGAAAGUGGCAGUGAAGGUCAUUGACAAGACCAAGCUGGACACGGUGGCCACUGGGCACCUCUUCCAAGAGGUGCGCUGCAUGAAGCUGGUGCAGCAUCCCAACAUCGUUCGUCUCUACGAGGUCAUUGACACACAGACCAAGCUCUACCUGAUCCUGGAACUGGGCGAUGGAGGGGACAUGUUUGAUUACAUCAUGAAGCACGAGACAGGCCUGAAUGAGGAUCUGGCUAAGAAAUACUUUGCCCAAAUCGUCCAUGCCAUCUCCUACUGCCACCGACUCCAUGUGGUCCACCGUGACUUGAAGCCUGAGAAUGUGGUGUUCUUUGAGAAGCAGGGCCUCGUCAAGUUAACUGACUUUGGCUUUAGCAAUAAGUUCCAGCCGGGGAAGAAGCUUACGACCAGCUGCGGCUCCUUGGCCUACUCUGCCCCUGAGAUCCUUCUGGGGGAUGAGUACGAUGCACCAGCAGUAGAUAUCUGGAGUCUGGGAGUUAUCCUGUUUAUGCUGGUAUGUGGGCAGCCUCCCUUCCAGGAGGCCAACGACAGCGAAACCCUCACCAUGAUCAUGGACUGUAAAUACACGGUACCUACCCACGUCUCCAAUGCCUGCAAAGAUCUGAUUAACCGGAUGCUGCAGAGGGACCCAAAGCACCGGGCCUCCCUGGAGGAGAUCGAGAGCCAUGCGUGGCUGCAGGGGGUGGAUCCCUCCCCGGCAACAAAGUUCAGCACGCCCUUGGUGUCCCACAAGAACCUGUCUGAAGAAGAACACAACAGCAUCAUUCAGCGUAUGGUGCUGGGAGACAUUGCAGACCGUGAGGCCAUCAUCGAAGCCCUAGAGACUAACAAAUACAACCACAUCACAGCUACCUAUUUCCUGCUGGCCGAGCGUAUCUUGCGGGAGAAGCAGGAGAAGGAGGUGCAGCCACGGUCCUCCAGCCCCAGCAACAUCAAGGCCCACUUCAGGCAGUCAUGGCCCACUAAAAUCGACAUGCACCAGGACAUCGAGGACAGCCUAGCGGCGUCCUCCAUCUCCCACGCGGGGGGGCCACAGUCGCCCGCCCGCAGUGCAGAGAACCUGCUGAACGGCCACCGCAGCAAAGGCCUUCUGGAGCUGGGCCGGCGCGAGGAGAGCAGCGAGGCGGGCACCAGUGGCCCCACUCCCAGCCCAGCAGCCUCGCUUCCACCCAACCCGCUCAAGCCCAGCAGCAUGGCCCCACCGGCAGCCGCCUCUGCCAAGCAGCGUACCUGCCUCUUCCGUGUGGAGGAGGACGAGGAGGAGGAGGAGGAGCAGGACCCGUCGCCGCUGCCCACCCAGGUGGUUCUGCGGCGCAAGCCACCAUCCAUCACCAACCGGCUAACGUCACGCAAGAGCGCCCCCGUGCUAAACCAGAUCUUCGAGGAGGAGGGCGAGUCGGACGAUGACUUCGACAUGGACGAGAGCCUGCCGCCCAAGCUGAGCCGCCUCAAGAUGAACAUGGCGUCGCCGGGGACGGCGCAGAAACGCUACCACCGGCGCAAGAGCCAGGGCCGCGGCUCCAGCUGCUCCAGCUCAGAGACCAGCGACGAUGACUCAGAGAGCCACCGUCGGCGCCUGGACAAGGAGUCGGGCUUCACCUACAGCUGGAACCGCAGGGACAGCAGCGAGGGCCCGCCCGGCAACUCGGGCGGCAACGGAGGGGGCGGCAGCAGUGGUGGGCAGGGCAAACCCCCAGGGGAGGGCAACUCUGGACCAGACAGGGGCAGCCCGCCUGGCGGGGGUGGAGGAGGUGGUGGGGGCGGGGGCGGAGGCAGUGCGGGAGGAGGGGGCGGAUCUAAGGGGCAGGGGAGCCCAUCCAGCUGCUCGAGCGGCAACAGUAACCCGACGUCGGGUUCGGCGCGCAGCGCACCCAGGAGCGCCGGUGAGCUGGUAGAGAGCCUGAAGCUCAUGAGCCUGUGCCUGAGCGCUCAGUUCCAGCACCGCAGCUCAGGGCGAGGUGGGCGCUUCAUCAUCGACCCACGCAGCCUCUCCAGCGUCAGGGUGCAGGAGAAGAGCGCCUGGAAGAUGUGCGUCGGCUCCAGCAGCAGCCUGGACAAGGUGGCUGUGCCCAGCCACGCCACCAUCAGCAGCAGCAGCUCAGUGGACCUCUACCAGGACCAAACAGUGGCCAUGCUCAAAGAACUAGACCUGGCCACAGAGAACAACCUGAACUUGAAAAACAACGUGCUUCAGCUACCUCUGUGUGAAAAGACCAUCUCCGUAAAUAUCCAGAGGAACCCCAGGGACGGGCUGCUCUGUACGUCUGCCCAGGCCAGCUGCUGCCAGGUCAUAUGACGGUGGGUCAGGUGACCAGUCCUCGUAGCAGGUCGCUCCUGUCACAGCAUUUGUAGCAUUAUGAGGACUAGAGUACUCUUCCAGUAGCUGUGUAUGACCUUUUCCUAUCCUCAGCCUUCUAUGUUGUCUUAAUCAUUCUUUCAAAUCUAUUUAUUGGGUUCAUUUCCUUGGACCCGUUUGAUUUUAUGAGGUGCACGCUGCUAACCCCCCCUUUUUUUUUUUUUCUUUUUUUUUUUAUAAUGUUGAGCGGUGGUCCUAUUAAGUUCCACCCCGUUUUACAUUACGCCUCCCUGCCAUUUUUUCUCAUGUCUUUUAACCUCUUGAAGUGAUGAUCACUUAAGAUGCAUUACAUGGUUCUGCAUUGGCCAGUCAAAUAAAAAUACCUGUCAAUUUUUUUUUAAUGAAAUAUACAAAUAAAGCUAAGUAAGUAAUGACCAAAUAAUGACCAGUACAUAGUAGUUAAAAAUGUGAGCACGAGAAUCCUUGUAGGAUGUAACUGGUGCAAAAUUUAAGCCAAAUGAAAUCUCUGUAGACUACAGGCAGUAGUAAUGAUGAUGUUUUUAAGAAGAAACUCGCACAAAAGGAAACUCCAGUUCUGAUUCCAGCUCCUAUCUGAUGUCUUAAACUAAAUGACCAAUUACAAUUUAGUAAUGUGCUUCUGUGGAACACAGUUAAUUAAAUUACAUGUUGAGAAGUUCAUAUUGAUGGUUUUUGAACUUAGAAACAUUACCUUUGGCAAGAUAGUUUAGUAAUGUUUGAAAGAUUUGUGAAUCCCAAUAGAAAUUCAGUUUUUACUAUUUGUAUCAUUUAUCUCUCUUCUUUUUAAUUAGGUGCCCCCCCCCCCCAAAAAAAAAAAAAAAAUCAAAACAGGAAACUACUGAUAGUCAGGAAAUUGAUGUGGGGUUUUGGGGGUUUUUUUGGGCUCUUUUGUUAAUUAUAUUGACAAAUUGUUUUCCUGUGGUUCAGAUGCAUAAGCUAGAAAUUCCCAACAUUAGUCUGAAAGUUUUGUCUACAGUGUACAAACUGACUGAAGAAAGUUGAAACCAUAUGAUAAACUGCCAGCUUGCAGUGUUAAGUCUGCCUAAGUUUGUAUCCAAUUGUUAAAUACCAUACUUAAUUAUUUCAAACGUUUAUCCAAAGUGAUAGCAUGUUAUUCAAAUCGGAACAGUUUGUCUGGACUGCAUUAGACAGGCCAUGCACCUUAAUAUAGCAUUUUUCUGUUAUGUUACCUUUUUAAAAUCCACACACCAAUUCAGAUACUCAUGACACUGCAGCAGUAUGUCAGUUGUAAAUUGUACCCACAGAAGUGGAUCAGGUAGCAAACUGAUUAGCUGCUUGUCCAUGGCUGUGUGCUGUAUCUGAUCACCUGUAUCAAUCUUUAAUGAACCAUUAGCACUGAUGAGCCAUGGUCUGCCUGUGUACCUGCAGUUCUAGCGCCAAAUGACUGGUUUUAUUCUGAAGAAAAGGUGAAAAAAAAAGCGUUAGUCUCCUAAAUGCUGUUCAGCUUCAAAUCCUAGGCCAGCUGGUCUCACCUUAGUUGUUCCUUUGUGCCAUUGAUACUUUUGUUACUGUAUACCAGUCUCCAUUUAAGACAGGCCUUAGGAGAUGUCUAUAGGGUAUGUAAAUACAUUUUUAAAAGUUUAUUUUUUGAAAGGACUGCUGUUUUAAAAUGCUGUGUUGAAUAGAGACAUUGGGUUGGCUUUUGAGUUUAAGCCAUGCUAGUUUGUCACCUAGCAGCCUAGGCUCCAACUAUCAGAUACUCCUGAAACUUUACUGAGCUGCUCGUGUGUGGACACUUUCAGGACAUCUAGAAUCGCCUGGUGUAGGGGCUGAUAUCAAAGCUAUAAAGGGCCAAGGCUAAGCCAGAGGACAGUGGUAGGGUAAGAGAGAUUUUAAGGGCAUUGGCAAUAAGCUAUAAGUUGCAGCUAUCUGUAAAUAUACAUAUUUUUCUUUUAUAUUUCAUAACAUGUACAGCCUUAGAAUGGCUCACUUGACCGAAAAAGAAAAUUAUUGUGAGUAUUUUUCUUUUCUUUUUAAACAAUAAGGUGUGUAAAUAUAAAUGUAAAUAUGGUGCUCUCUAUAGAACUGCAGUGUUGGCCAUCUGGUUAAGAGCUGUAAUAUAGCCUUAUUAGUUAUGAGUGUCAAAGAAAAAUUUAGCAAAGUUGAGAAAAACAGUGCUAUAUUCAUAAUGUCAGUCUCAGACUUUGUCCUGCUCUGAUAUAAGCAGGUAAAAUGACGUGCAUGUUGGACGUUUGACUUAAUUUAUCCAUGUACAUCAAGGGAAAAGAACCAUCACAAAAUGUUACUGGACCAAAAUCAUGUACUGGCAUAGAAAGAAAAUGAAAUGGAUAAAUGUACUGUUGUUGAAAUUUGUCUUCAAAACUUACAUAUAGCUAUGGUAAUGUCCAAAAUUAAAUGUUGUGGAAAAUGUC